GAUGGCAUUGGCUGGUCAGAUCCCAUGGAACAACAAAUAUUUCAUCCCUCAAGGCGCUUCCAUGGAGCACGAGCUUUUAUUUCGCAAAAUUUAUUGGAGAUACUUCAAUCAGAUUUGUGAUACCCAUGGUUUCGACAUUGACAUCUAUCCGGGUAAAGCCUGGGCAGCUACUUACGUACCAUACAUUGAUUUUCGGAAAGAAAUUGACUUGCUCAUGGAUCUGGCUAAACAUGCUAUUCAGGACUACAACAAUACAUCAAAUGAUGAUUACAAGUACAAGGUCACGUGGAUUGAAAAAGUGAACUAUUUUGUGGGUGAAGGUCGUGAAUUCCUUAUGACUGUUAAAGUUAAAAAUCUCACUCUGCGUACACCUAUAGAAACUUUUCAAAUCCAUGCAUAUAGGGGACGAAAUGAGGAGAAUGUUGUCCGUCUUUGCCGGAAAAAAUUCUUUAAGUUGAGUUGAAUUGAGAAGAAGCUUCACCGGAGGCAAGGAAAGAGUCAGUUGAACUAUUGCUUUUUAAAUCUAAUACUAGUUGAGAACACUAUAGUAUGUAACUACAGCGGCUAAUGCUGAUUGACGUCUUUAUUAGCUGUAGAAGUAUUUCCAUAAAUAUUAUCAGUGGUCGAGCUUUCUUGGAAUGUUGGUAUUGGUAGUAGUCUAACUUUUGUGUAUCAGGUAAACUCUUUCUAUGUAUGUAUGAUUUGGUGUGUUAAAGUGGGAUCUGUUUCACUUAAAUGGUUUUAAUACCUAAUAUUCAAUGUUACAAAGUCAAUUUUUGCUAGUCA
Lycium ferocissimum is the source of this 786-nucleotide messenger RNA. RefSeq lists its product as uncharacterized. Lineage: Eukaryota; Viridiplantae; Streptophyta; Magnoliopsida; Solanales; Solanaceae. The transcript is spliced from 4 exons. Bases 2 to 463 code for a protein of 153 amino acids. The record is from RefSeq and is a predicted model, not a curated record.